UCCCGACGCCAUCGCCAGCGCCGGUGCCGAACGUCACCACGCCGGAGCCACCAACGUCUGUCCCGACGCCAACCCCGACAUCGACGGGUACUCCGAUCCCGACCGAGAUUCCUUUUGAUAUCCCGACAUCUGCGGUUGCCACGGUCGACCCAUCGUUUCGAAACUUUCUCAACCAGACCGAGCCUCCGACCCCGGCGCCAAGUGGCGACUCUUUUCUCGGUAUGACGACCGCACCGACCAACAGAACUAUUGCGCCCGACGCUGAGCCCACUGUGCCUCCCACGGACCACAGCAACAAUAUCAACCGCGGCAAGUCGGACGUCAACGAUGCUCCGCAGACGACGGUCGGCGCCGAGUCGACGGCCCACCAGACCAUUCGGUAUCUCUCGUCGACGGUCGUUGCCGUGACGGUCGCGACGCUGGUGUUCUUUCAGUUUAUAGCCAUCAACCCGUCGUACAUUGCACCGGACGCGGCGAUGGAGCGGGCGUUUGCACCCAACGCGUGGGAGCUGCCGACUUUUGUCGGGUUCCUCCAGGUCAUCGGUGCGCUCUCGCUCGUUCGAAACGCCAACAUCCCGCAGCUCUUUUACGUCAACUUCCUCGACUCGCUCUCGUGGAUCAACUACUUGAUUCGGGCGUCGGCGCCGUCGGCCACCUCGAGCACGGUCUCGUCGAUCCAGCUCAGCCCAGCCGUGGUGGGCCAUCGGCAGCUCGCCACAAUCAAGUCCGACUAUGACGCCUCGGGCUACGUCAGCUUCUCGCUCCGGUCGCACGUCAGCGAGAAAGAUUGGUUCUUCCGUCUCUGGAUCGCGGUCCUCGUCGUCCUCGCCAUCGUUUUGGCCGCGGCCGUCGUCGUCGGUGUCGUCGGCCGGCUCAAGUCGGGGCGCCGCAACCCGUUCCAUUCGGACUCGUCCGGCUCGCACUCGAGCGCCCAAUCGUUGCACUCGAUCUCGCAGCGCCUUCUCGGUCUCUGCGUCUCGCUGUUCACGCUCGCGUACCUCCCGCUCGGCAUGAUCGCCAUGUUUGAGAUCCGGCAAGACGCGUCGCUCGGCGACGGCUUUCCGCAUACGAACGCGGUGCUCUCGAUGGUGACGCUCGCGCUCCUCGUGGCGCUGCUCGUCGCCGGUGCGGUCCUUGUCUACAAGAAGACGGAGGCCGGUCUCUCCAAGUGGCAGGUGCGCGUCAUCUGGGGUGCCCUCUACGGCCAAUACGAGUACAGUCGGCGUCUCUUCUUUGUUGUGCCGAUUCUCGUCCAGCUUCUCUCUGGUGUCCUCGUCGCCAACGUGACGGCGUCCGGCGCCGCCCCGCUCAUUGCGCUCAUCGUGCUCCAUGCUCUCUACAUUGUGCUGCUCCUCGUCCUGCAGCCGUUCCGGGAUGUCCUGCAGCUGUGGGCGACCGUGGUCCUCGACGUGCUUUUGUGCGCCAUCCUCGGCGCCGCCAUUGGCAUGACGUCGACGCCGUUGUCGGUGGACACGCAAACGACGCUCUCGUAUGUCAUCGUCGUCCUUGUCUGCGUGUUUGUGCUUGGCAUGCUGCUUCGGCAACUGGUCAUGCUCUGGACGUUCGCGUCUGGGUGGGCCAAGCCGACCAACGACGAUCAGUACACGGGCCUGUAUACGGCCAACGAGCACGAGAUGGACACUGAAAAUGGCAACUACACCGUUUCGCUCCAAGGGACGUCGUCGCACCACACGACGCCGGACCGGCGCACGGGCGACGACGACGACUACGACGUGCCCAACACGAUCCGACUCAUGGACUCGCGUGCCUAAACCUGUAGUUCGUAGUCAUCUCGCGACAAGAUAUAAUACCAUUUUGUGAAGUACUGUUGUCAUCGAGAAGGGCUGUCGUAGCCAAAGAUUCAAAGGGCGGUGCACACCGGCGCCGUGGUUCG
This is a messenger RNA of Saprolegnia diclina VS20, 1894 nucleotides long. RefSeq lists its product as hypothetical. The record is from RefSeq and is a predicted model, not a curated record. Gene Ontology annotation, biological process: transmembrane transport. Lineage: Eukaryota; Oomycota; Saprolegniomycetes; Saprolegniales; Saprolegniaceae. The transcript has a single exon. Bases 222 to 1772 code for a protein of 516 amino acids.